AUGCCCUCCAACGAUAGCGAUGGCACCUUCAUGGUUCACACGUCGCUCCUCUUUGACCCCCUCAAGAAGGCCUUCGUCUGCGACGUGUCUAUCGGGGUUGACCCCCGUUCCGGCUCCAUCAGGGCCCUCCACCGCCGCACCUCAUCGCCCUCCUUCCGGUCCAACGACAUCGACCUCCGCGGCAAAGUCGUGCUGCCCGGCCUGGUUGACUCCCACACGCACAUCUUCCUCCACUCAGACAACCAGCAGAUGCUCCUCCAGUCGCCCGUCGAGCGCGUCGUGCGCGCCACCAACCACGCCCGCGCCGCCCUGCUCGCCGGCUACACGACCUACCGCGACCUGGGGACCGAGGCGCUGGGCAGCGCCGACGCCAGCUUCCGCGACUGCGUCAACCGCGGCCUGACGCCCGGCCCGCGCAUGUUCGUCGCCACCGAGGCGAUCGCGAGCUCGGGCGGGUACGAGAUCCGCGUCGAGAACCGCUUCGCGCGCCGCAGCGGCGGCGGCGGCGGCGGCGGCGAGCUGGCGCUGAGCGUGCCCCGCGCCGCUGACACCGCGGACGGCGUGGACGGCGUGCGGGCCGCCGUGAGGAGGAGGGUCGGCGAGGGCGCCGAUGUGAUCAAGUUCUACGCCGACUAUCGGAAGCGGGUGAUGCGGUUCCCGCCCGACGUGCCGGGCCCCGGCGGCAGUGUGCUGUUCCCCCCGGAGAAGAGGCGGAAUCCGGCGCUGUUGCUGUUCACUGAGCUUGAGAUGAGCGCGAUCGUGGCUGAAGCGAAGCGGGCUGAUGUGCCCGUUGCGGCGCACUGUGGCGAGACUGAGACGGCCAUGAUGGCGGCGCAGGCCGGAGUUACGAGCGUGGAGCAUGUGUUCGAGGACUCGGCGCGACUCGGCGACGCAUUUCUCGAGCGUCUGCGCGAUGCCGGGACGAUCUGGGUGCCGACGCUGGCAACUGCUGAGGCGUACUAUGCCGGGCAGGUGAUCUUCGAGUGGUGCAAGACGACGGUGAAGAAGGCCGCUGACAUGGGCGUGAAGUUGGCGGCCGGGGGCGACACGGGCGUGUUCAACCACGGGCUGAAUGUGAGGGAGAUGGAGAUCAUGAUAGAGGCCGGUGUGCCGGUAGAGGAUGCCCUGGUAGCGGGCACUUACAACGGCUGGCUGGCGUGCGGCGGGGACUCCUGCGGGUUCAGGUUUGGGUUUUGGGAGCCGGGAAACCGGGCGGAUAUAAUUGCCCUGGACGCCGACCCGAGGACGGACGCCAAGGCGCUCAGGAAAGUCAGCUUUGUCAUGAAGGACGGCCGGGUCUGGAAGCGGGACGGGCAACCGGUGGAUAUGGUUGCACCAUCGCAGUGGCCACCUGAGGACGUUGGCUUGGGUGCUCGACAUCGGCGUGACGCUCCGUCGUUAACCGGGGCUUGUACCUGACAGUUGGAUAUCAACAUAUGGUUCCACAAGAACCGUCGCCGUCAGCUCUGAAAUGUGUCCUACAGGUUCGGCAUCAGCGCAUACAGCGAACAGGACUCCGGAACUCCCGGGAUCUUAGCGGCGACGAUGGCUCAUGUCGGCUCUAUCGACAGCAUCUUUGCAAGAGCGAGACGCAUAGAGGCUUGGGUAAUCCAGACAAUCCGGGAG
Molecule: messenger RNA, 1626 nt
Organism: Thermothielavioides terrestris NRRL 8126
Lineage: Eukaryota; Fungi; Ascomycota; Sordariomycetes; Sordariales; Chaetomiaceae
Exons: 2
Coding region: 1-1419 (472 amino acids)
Molecular function (GO): hydrolase activity, acting on carbon-nitrogen (but not peptide) bonds
Source: RefSeq, a predicted model, not a curated record